AUGGCUGAAGCUCUGGAUGAAAUUUCAGAUGAGGUGCUGCAGAGCGAAGAUCUAGAUCAGGCUGAGGAAGCUUCUGGCUGGGACGCUCUGCCGGCUUUGAUAAGGCGCCAGCUUUCUGCGAACGGUCAGCAAAUUUCGGAUGCUCUGCUGUGGAACAUGUUUCUGUCCGAGGAUGAGAUAGGAGAUUUCAUGGAGUCUGCAGGUUUCGUGGCAGGAUCUGUGGAGUGGUAUCGCUACAGCGGAGUGCUGGUUGAACUGUGGAAAGGUGCUGAACUUAAAGCUGCUCUGGCGUCCAGGAACAAAUCGGUUUUGCUGGGGGCUCACCAUGCAGUCUCCUCUGGAAUGCAAGUGCAAGUGCCUGCGGCGGUGCAAAUGACACGUGAGUCUUUAAUAUCUUCUGCGGCAGUCAAGAGGCAACUACAUUGGCCUUGUCGGCUGGCCAAGAAACGAGCGCUGGCCAGGAACGAGGGCGGACGAGCACAGGCUGAGGCCGAAGAGCUUCAGAGAUGGAGGCGCAAGCUGGCAGAAGUGUUGAAGCAAGGGAAAUUUCCAAUUUGCUCGCAAGCUUCGAGUGAGCUUGUUGAUUUCGGUCUGGAUGCGCUCGACCUGAGGUUGCAGGAGAGAGGGGCGUCCAAAGAAAAUCGUGAGCUCCUACAAAGCUCCUGGGCCAUGCCGUCAGAGUGGGCUGCGUGGAGAAGAGGUGAGCUCGUUUCCUCGCCUCCUCAGGAGGCCAAUCUUCCGAGGCCAGUGUCGGGGCCGUCUGAGCCCAACUUUGCUUUUUAUGUGACCGUGUUGGGCAAGCGAAGGCUCAGGAGGCUGCACCGUAAGGCGGGUUGCGGGACGCAGCCGGCGAAGGUGCAGUGUGUAGAGUAUUACGAGUCGUUGAAAGAUGUGCAGUUCGACUCGGAGUGUCGUCACUGUUUCCCAUCGGAGAAGGAGCCUCCCGAAGAGGAGGCGUCUUCGAUGUCGUCGAGCACGGACUCGAGCUCGAGCGAGUCUUCUAGUUGA
Symbiodinium sp. CCMP2592 is the source of this 1008-nucleotide messenger RNA. Lineage: Eukaryota; Dinophyceae; Suessiales; Symbiodiniaceae. The record is from the annotation of a GenBank genome assembly.